UCACACAAAACGCGCCACGAAAUUCUCGAGAUUUUUUGCUUUCUCCCUUAUUUGUGUCCGCAGAAGAAACGAGGGAAGAGAGAGAGAGAGAAGCAAAGACCUUUUAUUUACCAAAGAAGAAUACUUCAUUUUGUAUCAACAGAGAUAGAGAGAGAGAGAGAGAGAGAGAGAUACAAAGAGAUCGGUUGUGGAUUACUAAUAAUAAUGAUGAUGAUGGGGAAGAAGAUGUGUGAGUUAUGUAGUGGUGUAGCGAGAAUGUAUUGUGAGUCAGAUCAAGCGAGUUUGUGUUGGGAUUGCGACGGUAAGGUUCACGGAGCUAAUUUUCUUGUGGCGAAACACACGCGAUGCCUUCUUUGUAGCGUCUGUCAGUCGCUAACGCCUUGGAAAGCCUCUGGGCUUCGUCUCGGCCCAACUGUUUCUCUCUGCGAGUCUUGUUGUUUAGCUCGUAAGAAGACGAACAAGAAGACCACCACCAUCGCUUGUUGCGAUCGGUUUAGUAGUGAAGACGGUGCUGAGUCUUAUGAUGAGGAUGAGGAAGAAGAAGAAGAAGCGGAGAAUCAGGUUGUGCCGGCGACGGCGGCGGGAGUAGAACUUCCGGUGGUGAGUUCGUCGUCGUCGGUUAGUAUGAAAAGGACGAGACGUGAUCUAGAUCUGAACUGCUCUUUCGAUGAUGAUGAGGAGAACGCGUCAUCUCGACCACUGAAACGAUUAGCGAGAGACGAUGAAGAAGCUUCGUCUAAAUCAACGGUUGUGAUGAACUCAGUUUUGAGAUUAGAAGGAGGAAGGAGGAAAUCGAACGGUUGAAAUGGAAUGAUGCUGCUUUUGGUAAGGUUGAUUUAGAUUAUUAACUCUCACGGUUCAUUUUUACUAACGAUAAUUGUUUUAGUGAGUUGAGUUAGUUUUUAAAAAUCAUUCGUUUGAACUUUGAAGAUUUGUAUGAUUAUUAUUGCUUUUAUUUUAUUUGUUUUGAAAGCUGUUAUGUUAACAAUUAACCUAUAUAUAAUAAUAUAUAUUCGUAUGUGAA
This is a messenger RNA of Camelina sativa (false flax), 1024 nucleotides long. RefSeq lists its product as uncharacterized. Gene Ontology annotation, molecular function: zinc ion binding. The record is from RefSeq and is a predicted model, not a curated record. NCBI's taxonomy places the organism in Eukaryota, Viridiplantae, Streptophyta, Magnoliopsida, Brassicales, Brassicaceae.